GCUCCGUCGGACGGAAGUGCCAGUAGUCGCGCCAUCGCUUCGCCGUGUUUUCGUCUCGCACCUCGCGAACCGCGCCGCGCUACCAAUUACCUCAGCACCUCUCGCACGCCGCCCGUUUUCAUCCGCUAAUCGGCCUCCUCGACUGGAAACACUUUCAGGUCGGACGGGGGCAGGAGAUAACGCGGGGAUUAAUUAGGGGGAUGCGUUGAUAUCGGGGGCACAAUGCGGGGACAAAAGGAGGUCAGAGGGGGCCCGCUACCCCGACGCCAGGGAUGACGCGGCGAUGAGGCUCUCGGCGGAUGCGGAGGCCGCCGCCGGCUAGGUGACACCCCGAGAGCGAUCGCCGGCCCCGGCUCCAGCGAGAGAGACGAGGAACGCGGAGAGACAAGGAACGCGGGACGCGGAACGAGGAGGACAGCCCAAGACGUGCUGAUUAAUCAUGUGAUAUGCCAAGCACCCCGCUAUGUCGCGUGGCAAGUUCCCGGUCGGUGGACCCGCUCGAUACCUGGUCUCCUGCCUGUGGCUCCUCUCCUCCUGCCAGCACACCUCCACGCUUCCUCCUGUCAUCAGAAUCGGCGCCAUAUUCACCCAGGAUCAGAAAGAUAGCAGCUCUGAGCUAGCUUUCAAAUACGCCGUGUACAAAAUCAACAAGGAUAAAAAUCUUCUUCCCGACACUACCCUAGUUUAUGAUGUUCAGCAUGUGCCUCGUGAUGAUAGUUUCCAUGCCUCGAAGAAAGCGUGCCGACAGAUGGAGCACGGGAUCCAAGCGCUGUUCGGGCCCUCGGACCCCCUGCUCGGGGCGCACAUCCAGUCCAUAUGCGAGGCGCUCGACGUGCCGCACAUGGAGGCGCGCAUGGACUUCGAGCCGAGCUUCAAGGAGUUCUCCAUCAACCUUCACCCCUCCCAGGAGCACAUGAACCACGCCUUCAAGGACCUCAUCAGCUUCCUCAACUGGACCAAGGUCGCCAUCGUCUACGAGGAGGACUAUGGACUGUUUAAAUUACAAGACUUGGUGAAGGCGCCACCAGUCACACGAACUGAAAUGUACAUUAGACAAGCAAAUCCAAGCACAUAUAGACAAGUACUUAAAGAAAUUAGGCAAAAAGAAAUAUUUAAAUUAAUUGUAGAUACGAAUCCGCGACAUAUGUACAAGUUUUUUAGAGCGAUUUUACAAUUACAAAUGAAUGAUCAUAGGUAUCAUUAUAUGUUUACAACUUUUGAUAUUGAAACGUUCGAUUUAGAAGACUUUAAAUAUAAUUCUGUAAAUAUUACGGCAUUCAGGGUGGUCGAUGUUGAGAACACAAAAGUGGCCGAAACUUUAGACCAAAUGGAAAAGUUCCAACCGAUAGGCCAUGCCAUACUCAAUAAAAGUGGCGUUAUUCAGGCAGAACCAGCAUUUAUGUACGAUUCAGUGCACGUUUUUGCCAAAGGCUUGUCGGGGCUGAAUGAAUUAGCACCUGUCAAUUUAUCCUGUGAUCUAGAAACACCGUGGAAAAACGGUCUUAGUCUCUACAAUUAUAUCAAUUCGGCUAGCGUCAACGGCCUAACCGGUCGAAUAGAAUUUAAAGAAGGAAAACGAAGCAAUUUUAAAUUAGAUUUACUUAAAUUAAAAAAAGAGGAGCUGAGGAAAGUCGGUCACUGGACGCCUUUAGAAGGAAUUAAUAUUACCGACCCUACUGCCUUUUAUGAAUCUAGUGCAACUAAUAUAACUCUCGUCGUAAUGACCAGAGAGGAGCGGCCUUAUGUAAUGGUUAGAGAAGAUAAAAAUUUAACCGGCAAUGCAAGGUACGAAGGAUUUUGCAUUGAUUUACUAAAAACCAUUGCGACCCAAGUAGGUUUCCAUUACGCAAUACGCCUCGUGCCGGAUAACAUGUAUGGCGUGUAUGAUAAUGAAAAAAAGGAGUGGAAUGGUAUCGUUAGGGAAUUAAUAGAUAAGAGAGCAGAUCUAGCUGUCGCCUCGAUGACCAUCAAUUAUGCCAGAGAGAGUGUUAUAGAUUUUACAAAGCCAUUCAUGAAUCUUGGCAUUGGAAUUUUAUUUAAGGUUCCAACGAGUCAGCCGACCCGGUUGUUUUCGUUUAUGAACCCGCUGGCGGUGGAGAUCUGGCUGUACGUGCUCACCGCUUACAUCCUCGUCAGCUUCACCCUCUUCGUUAUGGCCCGCUUCUCGCCGUACGAGUGGAACAACCCCCACCCGUGCUCCAUCGAGUCCGACGUCGUCGAGAACCAGUUCUCCGUCUCCAACAGCUUCUGGUUCAUUACCGGCACCUUCCUCAGGCAGGGUUCCGGCUUGAACCCUAAGGCCACUUCAACGAGGAUCGUUGGUGCUAUCUGGUGGUUUUUCACGCUUAUCAUAAUAUCUUCCUACACUGCAAAUUUAGCUGCCUUUCUCACCGUCGAGAGGAUGAUCACGCCAAUAGAAAAUGCGGCCGAUCUCUCCGAGCAAACUGAAAUCUCCUACGGCACCCUGGCCGGUGGAUCUACAAUGACUUUUUUCAGGGACUCUAAAAUAGGAAUUUAUCAAAAAAUGUGGAGGUUUAUGGAGAGUAAAAAACCGUCAGUUUUCGUCGACUCGUAUGAAGAAGGGGUGGUUCGCGUCCUUGGAGGGAACUAUGCGUUCCUCAUGGAGUCGACGAUGCUGGAUUACGCAGUUCAAAGGGACUGUAAUUUGACGCAGAUUGGAGGAUUGCUCGAUUCAAAGGGAUACGGAAUCGCCACUCCCAAAGGUUCGCCGUGGCGGGAUAAAAUAUCGCUGGCCAUCCUGGAGCUGCAGGAAAAGGGGACGAUUCAAAUAAUGUACGACAAGUGGUGGAAGAACACGGGAGACGUCUGCAACCGGGACGACAAGUCCAAGGACUCAAAAGCCAACGCGCUCGGCGUCGAAAACAUCGGGGGAGUUUUUGUCGUCCUCCUCUGUGGAUUAGCGUUGGCAAUAUUAGUUGCCAUUCUAGAGUUCUGUUGGAACUCGAAGAAAAAUGCUCAGACAGACCGCCAAUCGCUGUGUUCAGAAAUGGCGGAAGAGCUGCGGUUCGCGGUGCGGUGCCACGGUUCGCGACAGCGGCCGGCCCUCAAACGGAGCUGCACCCGCUGCUCCCCCGCCACCACCUACGUGCCUGCCGCCCUCGAGCUACCCCUCCACCUCAACGGGGAAACGGCGAUAAUGCCGAUGGUGGAGAUGAAAAAAACUUCGCUGAGCUACGAGCCGGACAUCUAGCCCCUGCCCCUCCCCCCAUCGCGGGGCGAGGAUUCGCCGCUGGGCUCUGAUCAGAUUCCGACUCAUUUCAUCUGUUUCAGAUUCAACGAUGAGUCAUGAUAACGGUUCGCGGUUUCACCCGCAUCGUAAAUAUUUCAUCAACCGAGUCUGAAGUCCGCGGUGCCGCAGGAUUGCGACCUCUGCGCGGAAGUCCUCGCAGAAUAUCAUUGGCUAGAGCCGAUUUCACACGCUGAAAAUGGAGUCCUGAAAAUGGGUCAUCGGUGUCGCUGUUGAAUGUUGACCCUGGAAACCCAUAUUUAGGUCUUGUUCGCUUUAGACAAAAAAUGUUACGAUUUUUUUUACAAAUUCACAACUUUUUACAGUAUAACGAGUAACUUUACAACUCAGGCCGUCAUUUUAUGAACAGAAGUGAAAUGAUGACUGAUUAGUGACUAACCCCGAUCUCAUCGAUUGCUGAAAGUUAUGGCUCAUGUGAUGGUUACACGCUCAAAUUCCCAUCAAUUUCCGAUCAAAUGGUGACUAGUGCGAACCAUCUACCAU
Messenger RNA from Bemisia tabaci, 3751 nucleotides. The record is from RefSeq and is a predicted model, not a curated record. Lineage: Eukaryota; Metazoa; Arthropoda; Insecta; Hemiptera; Aleyrodidae.